AUAGCAUUUUAAUAAUUGAAUAAAGAGUAAUGCACAGGUAUGGAUAGCCAAAUUUGCGCCGAUGGUAGACUUCAUGAUUUAAUUGAUGAUGAGUGGAAAAAAGAUAAGCUUCCGGUCGAUGAAAUUCUAGUACCUUUAAGUGAAUUACCAGACCCUGAAAGUGAUAAUGGUGAUUCUCAUAUGACUUUGAAAGAGCUUGAGCAAAAGUGGAACAAUCUAGCUCUUGGAACACUCAGCGAAAAUCAUUUACAUUCGCCAACUCCGUCACAUAAUUAAUAGCCUCGCUAUACUUAAUAUUG
This is a messenger RNA of Ceratosolen solmsi marchali, 299 nucleotides long. Its product is annotated as anaphase-promoting complex subunit 13. The coding region runs from base 40 to 276 and encodes 78 amino acids. The transcript has 2 exons. Gene Ontology annotation, biological process: protein K11-linked ubiquitination. The record is from RefSeq and is a predicted model, not a curated record. Lineage: Eukaryota; Metazoa; Arthropoda; Insecta; Hymenoptera; Agaonidae. Gene Ontology annotation, cellular component: anaphase-promoting complex.